Messenger RNA from Rhodamnia argentea, 1719 nucleotides. RefSeq names its product probable protein phosphatase 2C 27. Gene Ontology annotation, molecular function: protein serine/threonine phosphatase activity; cation binding. Lineage: Eukaryota; Viridiplantae; Streptophyta; Magnoliopsida; Myrtales; Myrtaceae. The record is from RefSeq and is a predicted model, not a curated record. Gene Ontology annotation, biological process: protein dephosphorylation. The transcript has 6 exons. The coding region runs from base 266 to 1522 and encodes 418 amino acids.
GGUCUUUUUGGGGCGCAAUCAUAUUCACUUCUUUGUUGAAGGAAAGGCCUUUCCAAGGCAUCGUUGAAAGAUUUUUGGGUAGGAUUCGUUCCUUCGGCUUACCAGAAAGGAACGGCAAGCGUAAUUAGCGGUUGCCCACCAAGCCCACCAAUCAUUUUCUCUCCUCCGUCUCUCCGCAUAAUUUAUCUCCUUUCCACAGUUUGUCGGCCAUAUAUUCGAGGAAUUGUCGCCGUGAAGGGGCUGAUAUUGCAGAUAGACCUGGUGUAUGCUAGUUUCGUUGGGGGGUUCUGCUAAUGCAAUUGCACAAUUUGUUCCUCUGUCUAAGACAAGAAGACUUGUUUUUAACUUCCCAUCCAUGAGAGUGAAUUCAUGUUUUGAGGAGAAUAUGGCUCCAGAGAGCGAUCACCCGUGUCCACCUUCGUCGUUCGAAGCUAAUUAUGAAAAGGGAAAUUUGGUGCUAACAGCUGAAGAAAAGGGGGAGGCUCAGAUGAACCUGAGGCAACUGACGAUCGGAAAACCUCCUAGACACUGCAUGAGCUCCUCCCAGUUGUCUUCUGCCAGUGAAUUGGAAUUGGAUAUCAGAGUAGUUACUGUAAGGCCAUCAUCAGAUGAAGAUCCUCCUUUUGUACCGGUAUUCCGCUCUGGAAGCUGUUCUGACAUUGGGCCAAAGCAAUCUAUGGAGGAUGAGCACAUCUGUAUAGACAACCUUCGCGAACAUUUAGGUGCAGCUGCAGAAUUUCCUUGUCCUGGAGCCUUCUAUGGGGUGUUUGAUGGCCAUGGUGGUACCGAUGCAGCUUCAUUUGUCCGAGAGAACAUUCUGAGGUUUAUAGUCGAGGACACCCAUUUCCCUGACUGUGCGAAGAAGGCUAUCAAGAGUGCUUUCUUGAAAGCUGAUAGCGCAUUUGCCAAUGUAGGUUCUUUCGACAGUUCCUCUGGUACCACUGUUUUGACAGCCCUUAUUCGUGGAAGGACAAUGCUAAUAGCUAAUGCAGGGGACUGCAGGGCAGUGUUGGGGAAGCGUGGAAAGGCAAUUGAGCUGUCCAAAGACCAUAAACCCGAUUCUACAUCAGAGCGGCUCAGAAUCGAGGAACUCGGUGGUGUUGUUUAUGAUGGUUAUCUGAAUGGUGAUCUGUCUGUUGCACGGGCUAUUGGAGACUGGCACAUGAAAGGCCGUGAAGGCUCAUCUUCUCCUUUGACUGCAGAGCCGGAGCUGCAGGAGAUGGUGCUCUGUGAAGAGGACGAGUUCCUGAUUCUCGGCUGUGAUGGCUUGUGGGAUGUGAUGAGCAGCCAAUGUGCUGUCACAAUUGUGAGGAAGGAGCUAAUGAUUCACAACGAUCCUGAGAGGUGCUCGAGGGAAUUAAUUCGAGAGGCACUUAAUCGGGAAACGUGUGAUAAUCUGACGGUUGUAGUUGUAUGUUUUUCCCCCGAUCCACCGCCCCGGCUUGAGAUGCCAAAGUUCAAGAAAAGUAUAUCAGUGGAAGGUAUAUCUCUUCUUCAGGAUGCAUUGGAUAAUAAUAUGUGAUUGGGAGUAAAAUCGUAAUUCAUUCUUCACAAUUUAGAAGAGGAAGGAGCCCUACCGUGUCUCACGAAGAAAAAGGACCGCCGUUCCCGAUCGUUCCAUUGUAUAGCAGGUCAUCGAUGUCAGGCGAAAUAACAAAUGGUUGACGUUUAUAUGUAGCUUUGUGUACAUCUUAAGAUAGUAAGAUUUUGUCUAUGUUA